Messenger RNA from Diaporthe citri, 1923 nucleotides. RefSeq lists its product as uncharacterized. The record is from RefSeq and is a predicted model, not a curated record. Bases 1 to 1923 code for a protein of 640 amino acids. The transcript has a single exon. NCBI's taxonomy places the organism in Eukaryota, Fungi, Ascomycota, Sordariomycetes, Diaporthales, Diaporthaceae. Gene Ontology annotation, molecular function: nucleic acid binding; ATP binding. Gene Ontology annotation, cellular component: nucleolus.
AUGGCUGGAAAGGCGGCACCUAAAGACAAGAAGGAUGCCCGCGCAUGGGAAGGGCUGACUCCGCCCCUCGCUGAAUGGAUACUCGACGCCAUCAAGAGCAACGGCUGGGGCGCGCGGAUGACCCCCGUGCAGGCAGCUACGAUCCCGCUCUUUAGGAGGAAUACCGACGUCGUCGUCGAGGCCGUCACGGGCAGCGGCAAGACCCUCGCCUUCCUCGUCCCUGCCAUCGACAAGAUCCUGCGCUCAGACGAGUCCCGAAAGCUACAUAACGUCACCGGAGUCAUCGUCAGUCCAACAAGAGAGCUAGCUACCCAGAUAUACGACGUCCUCACCAAGCAGAUCCUGCCCUUCCACCAGCCCUCCGCCGACCUCCUUCCUAUACUUCAAGACGACGAUAGCAAGAGAUCCGCAGGCACAGAGCCUUUGGUCAUCCCCCAGUUGCUAGUAGCCGGCACCACGAAGCCACGUGCCGACCUCUCCUACUUCGUUCGAAAAUCACCCAAUCUCCUCAUCGCGACACCCGGUCGUCUCGCCGAGCUUCUGUCUUCUCCCCUGGUCAAGACAUCAAAUUUGGAGGUGUUGGUCCUGGACGAGGCGGACCGGCUGUUGGAUCUUGGUUUCAAAGAACAGCUGAACGCGAUCCUCGGAUACCUGCCCAAACAGAGACGAACAGGGCUGUUCAGCGCAUCAAUGAGCGAGGCUGUCUCGGAGCUGAUCAGGGCCGGCCUACGGAAUCCCCAGAGGAUCGUCGUCACCGUGAAGAACUUGAGGGAUGGCGGUAUCAUAGAAGAGAGGAAAACACCCGCAUCCUUACAGAUGACCUAUCUUGUUACCAAAGCAUCUCACAAAUUCCUCGCCCUCGGACAACUGCUAGAGAAGCUCGACCCACGCCCCCAAAAGACCAUCCUCUUCCUUAAUACAUGCGACUCAGUCAAGUACUUCUUCAAGGUCUUGCCGGCAAUAAUGCCCCCAGGCUUCAAGCUCCUCCGCCUCCACGGGAAGCUCGACCCGUCGACCCGGGAGAAGAACUUCAACCAGUUCCUCACCUCGUCAUCGCCAACCGUCCUCCUCUGCACAGACGUCGCGGCCCGUGGCCUGGACAUCCCCCAGGUCGACCUGGUCGUCCAGGACCCGCCCCAGGACCCAAAGACCUACAUCCACCGCGCCGGUCGUGCAGGCCGCGCAGGCAGGCGAGGCCUCGCCGUUGUCAUGCUCCAGCCGGGAAGGGAGGAGGACUUCGUGCCGUUCCUGGAGAUCCGCAAGACGCCGGCGCAGCCCCUGACGCACCCUCAGAUCAAUGUCACGGACGAGGAGGCCGAGGCGGCGUCGGCGCGCAUCCGGGACAUGGCACUGGCGGACCGCGAAGUGUUGGACCUCUCGUUCCGGGCCUUCCCCAGCUUCGUGCGCAGCUACGGCGAGCACCGCGCGUCCUCCAUCUUCCGGGUGGCGGACCUGGACUGGGCGGACCUGGCGCGGCAGUACGGGCUGGUGGCGCUGCCGCGCAUGGCGGAGCUGCGGAAGGUCGAGGGGCUGGACCGCGGGCUCGGGCUGGGAAUAGACGUCGCCGCCAUCGCGUACAAGGACCCGGCGAAAGAGAAGAAGCGCCAGGCCGAGCUGACGGAGCGCCGCGCGGCCGUCGAGAGCGGGGAGGCGGCGGCGGCGGCGGAGCGGCGGGUCGCGCAGAGGCGCAAGAACGAGCCGUGGAGCGGCAAGGUCGUCAAGGAGGAGACGAGGACGCGGCGGCGCGAGAGGAAGGAGAAGAAGAGGGAGGCCGCGCGGCUGGCGGGGCUUACGGACAAGGAGAAGGAGGAGCAGAGGGCGCUGGAGGAGAUGCUUGCCAAGGUCCGGGAGCAGGUCAGGCGGGAUACUGCUAAGGCUGGGGCGAGUAAGAAGGGUGAUACCUUUGAGGGUUUUGAUGAUUGA